This is a messenger RNA of Misgurnus anguillicaudatus (oriental weatherfish), 4454 nucleotides long. Lineage: Eukaryota; Metazoa; Chordata; Actinopteri; Cypriniformes; Cobitidae. The record is from RefSeq and is a predicted model, not a curated record.
CUCGCUGUCCUUGAAGGGGCUCUGAACCUUCAGAGAAAGCAAACCUGAGGCCGAGGCUCGAGCCCCAAAUUCAACUCAACCUCCACACAACAGAACUGCACAGCAGAAGAAAGAGAGAAGUGAAGGAGGAGAUGAAGAGGAGGAGGAGGAGGGAUGCUGGAAGAAUUGCAGCUGGACACAGAUGCCUGAAGGCUGCCUUAUAUACGCCCAUAAUGUUGAUUGACAGGCCUGAAUGUUUAGGCUCCUCCCAAACCUACGUUUAGAACUACAUCUCAUCUUUAACUGUCCAUGUGUUAAUAUCAUCUCUCUCUCUUUCUCUCUGUCAGGUUGCUGAGUUCGAUCUGGUCCAUCUGUGAGCAUCAUGCUGUGUUGUGUUGUGUUUGUAUCUGAGUUUAUACAACACUGAAUGUCUAAUGGUACAACAUGAACACACACAUUAUGAGUCUUAUUCCCUCAGUAGUGGCUCUCUUAAGAUAACAUCAGAGAUGUUUGUGGGUGUGACACUGACAGUAUCAGUACGGUUAACACACACACACACACUUCAGUCAGCAUCAACACUGCUGUGUAAGAGACACACACUUGUGUUAGUGGGAAACACAACGCAGAAGAUGCUGAUGUUUGGGGCAGACAGAGUUAUGGGUGGAGUCAGACCUUAAGUUCAUUUGUUGGGUGGGGUUUGAGAGGUUGGGGGUGGAGCUAAUGAGUUUGUUUAAAUGGGACAUAUCAUGAAAAUCUGACUUUUUCCAUGUUUAAGUGCUAUAAUUGGGUCCCCAGUGCUUCUAUCAACCUAGAAAAUGUGAUAAAGAUUAACCCAGUAACUUAGUUUUGGUAAACCAUUCUCUGCAAGCAUGUGAAAAAAUAGCUCAUUGAAAUUUGGCUCCCCUUGUGAUGUCAGAAAGGGAUUUUAUUAUAAUAAUACUGUCCCUUAAUCUUCAGUAUCCAACCACAACACUGACAUUUAGAGCAGAGAGAGAGAAAUUAAUUUCAACAAACCAUCAUUAUGGUGAUCAGUGUUUGCAUUUCUUCAGCUUGUUUGCAUUUUAAAGGACACACCCAAAAACGGCACAUUUUUGCUCACACCUACAAAGUGUCAAUUUUAACAUCUUAUAAUAAAUUAUCUGUGGGGUAUUUUGAGCUAAAACUACACAUACAGACUCUUGGGAUACCAAAGAUUUAAUUUACAUUUUAAAAAAAGUCUCAUAAUAUGACCCCUUUAAAGAUAAGAGUAUGUUAUACAAUGAAGAGAGUUGUAAAUGUGAGAACUACAUGACUGAAAAAAACAACUUGAUCAGAGAGAGAGAGAUGAUGUUAUUGAGUGAUCUGAUGUGUUUUAUCAGCAUGAUAAGUGAGAGAAUGAGGAAAUCACACAGGAAAUAUAAGACACAAGAACUGAAAUGUGAAUCUUCCUCUUUCUUCUGAGUGAAGCACAACCGUUCAAACAUUUCUCUUUCAUCAUCAACAUUAACUGAUAUGCUGGCAUUAAGGGUUGUCUUGUUUCUUCUGUGUGGAUCUCUGAUCUGUUCAGAGAUCAGACAUUUAACUGGUCAAUGGAUCACCUGGAAAUCACAACACAAUAAGACCUACAGAAGCACAAAGGAGGAGGUGUACAGGAGAUCCAUCUGGGAGAAGAAUCUUCAGGAUGUUCUGAAACAUAAUGAGGAAGCAGGUGUUGGGCUUCACACAUUCACACUGGGUCUCAAUCAUCUCAGUGAUAUGACAGCAGAUGAAGUCAAUCCUUUCCUCAACGGUUUAAUGGAAGAAGAUUUUUCUGAUAUGAAUUUAACACUGAGCCCCUUGACACCUGCAACUCACCUGCACCUCCCAUCCAGAGUCAACUGGACUGAGCAUGGAGUCGUCAGUCCUGUCCAAAACCAGGGUAUGUGUGGGUCGUGUUGGGCCUUCAGUGCCGUCGGGGCUCUUGAGGGUCAGAUGAAAAGAAAAACUGGAGUUUUGGUUCCGUUGAGUCCUCAGAAUCUUCUGGACUGCAGUGUGAGUUUGGGGAACCACGGCUGCAAAGGUGGAUAUCUGACCCGUGCUUUUCUCUACAUCAUCCGCAACAAAGGGAUCGACUCUAACAAGUUUUACCCCUAUGAGCACAAGCAGGGUUUGUGUCGAUAUUCUGUGACUGCUCGAGCUGGAUAUUGUUCAGGGUUUCAGAUUAUUCCUAAACACAAUGAAACAGCCAUUCAGUUUGCUGUGGCUAAUGUUGGACCCGUUUCUGUCGGUAUCAACGCCAAACUCGCCUCCUUCCACAGAUACAGAAGCGGUAUAUAUGAGGAUCCAAAGUGCAACUUUGGAAUGAUCAAUCAUGCGGUUCUAAUUGUGGGUUAUGGAUCAGAACAUGGAAAAGAUUACUGGCUGGUGAAGAACAGUUGGGGGACGAGUUGGGGUGAACAUGGAUUCGUCCGUAUAGCACGAAAUAAAAACAUGUGUGGAAUAUCCAGCUUUGCUAUUUACCCCAAAAUCUGAACUUCUUUCAUCUGUUUGUUAAAGAUCAAAUUAUAGCACUGCAAAAAAUGUCUUCUUACUUAUUAUACCACGGGUCUGUUGAAUGCUGUAUUCUGAUUGGCUGAGAAAUGUCCCAUGGGUAUGCAUUAAUUUCUGUAAACCACACACCUAACUUGUCAAAAUGUCUUAAAAAUAGGCACCAGAGCAAUGUCCGCUUGAGUGUGCAUUAUUUUCUUAUAAUUCAAUGGCCCGUCGUCAAUUAUUCCUUACGUAUUGUUGUCUUGUUUUCAGUACAAAUAUCUAAAAAUUCUUCAAUCAACAUGAUUUUUCUUGAUGAGCAAAACGACCCAAGAAAAUAAGUCUAGUUUUUAGACAAGCACAAAUUCACUUGCAUUGUAUUUUUUGUGUAAAAACUAGACUUGUUUUGCUCAUGAAGAAAAUACAUCUUGACUUAACAAUGUUUUGAUAUUUAUACUGAAAACAAGACAAACAUACUGAGUAAGAAAGUCUUUUUUUGCAUUGUGGGUGAUUCUAUGAAAUGUUUUAUUUUUAAAUACCUGCAUGAACAAAUUUACUUUGUUUUCAUUAAAAACAAGAUUUGAUGUGUUUAAACGCAAUCAUUUCUAACUCUGAGAACUUCAUCUUUUUAAUAGAAAAAUAUAAAGUAGUCGGUUAAAAAUGUGUUGUCCAUUUAUUAUUUUCAAAAGAUUUAAUUUUACUCUGUUUAAAUAUGUGUGUGUGUGUGUGUGUGUGUGUGUGUGUGUGUGUGUGUGUGCACCCUCUCUAGGUGAGGUAAGAAAAAUGUUUAAAAAGACAUAUUACCCCUGACAGGUGCGACCGUACACAUGCAUGGUGCAAGCAGGGUUGCCAGAUCUGCGUAACAAAACCAGCCAAUGGCCUUUCAAAAUUAGUCCUUAGGCAGCCAUAUUAGUAUUCACAGCCCAAAUACCAACAACCCGCAGAGAAACAUCAACCUGCAGAAACACUUUAAAGGAACAGUUCACCUACAUAUGAAUAUUCUGUCAUCAUUUUCUCACUCUCAUGUUGUUACAAAUCUGUAGAAAUGUCUUUGUUCUGAUAAACAUGGAGGAAGAUAUUUUGAGAAAUGUUUGUAUAUACUAUGGAAGUGAAUGGGGCUCAUAAACAGUUUAGUGCACGUAAACAUGGUCAUCAGAACAAAUAAAUGUAUACAGGUUUGUAACAACAUGAGAGUAAUUGAUGACAGACUUUUCAUUUUUAGGUGAAUUAUCUCUUUAAAGAAUCCCAAUUCAUAAGUCCGCCGAAAGGCUGUGGAUCUGGCAACUCUGGGUGCAAGUAGCCUUUAAGUUGUUUAGCUGUGUCCCAAAUCACAUACUAUACAUUGUGCACUAUGUACUCACCCUUCUUGUGUAUUAAUUUUAGUAAUGUAACACAUAGGAGUUGUUUCCUGGACAGGGGUUAGUUUAAGCCAGGACUAGGCCUUAGUUUAACAAGGAAAUAUAGCUAGUUUUAACAAACAUGCCUUACUAAAAACAUUACUUGACAAAGAACACUGAUGUAUUUUAAGAUGUCAGUGCAAGUUGUUUUCAGUUUGGACAGCACUUUAUUUUAGUCUAGGACUAGUCUAAUCCCUGUCCAGAAAACCGCCCCUUAAUGUUUUUUAAUAACUGGAAGCUUUUUCCCAAAGGAGGGCAAAUUAUGUCAAAUUUGUAGUCCAAUGAAAAUGUGUACACAGUUUUUUUUUAAUGUAACUGUUAUUUGUUUUGUUCAACACUUCAGUAAGUGUCAGACUGAGAUGCAAGCAUUUUAUUUGUUUAUUGUGAUGUUACCUUAAAUUUUUAUCUUUUUUUGAUAAUUUCAAAAUUGUAUUUAUUAUUCUCCUUUUCUUUUCUAAAUAAUUUCAUUUAUUCAUAAAUAUGCUUUUUGAUACUGUGUUGCGCCUUUUAGUUUGUUUCAUACACAAUGAAUACAUUUGCCUUUGUUGUAAGUUAAAUGUUGUACUAAUAAAUAAAAUAAAUGGUACAUUU